Molecule: messenger RNA, 1392 nt
Organism: Clonostachys rhizophaga
Lineage: Eukaryota; Fungi; Ascomycota; Sordariomycetes; Hypocreales; Bionectriaceae
Source: the annotation of a GenBank genome assembly
AUGUCGUCCGCUCACCAUGGUGAAGUGACCUCGGCUCAAGGCGGCAUUGGCCAUGCCAUCGCCGUUGCCCCCGCAGAGUCGAGAGACCUUGGCCACGAUGACUACGACGAAAAGAAGCAGCAAACGGAGGCCAAUCUUUCAGAGUUAGAGACAGGCUUGGAAGAGUCCUUGUCUUCGGUUGACUCGGAUGAGCCUCCCGAUGGCGGCACCGCUGCAUGGCUCGUCGUCCUCGGGGCGUGGUGCGCCUCGUUUGUUGGCUACGGCUGGAUCAAUAGUAUCGGUACGUUUCAGGAGUAUUACGAAUCUGGUCCUCUAAAAGAAUACUCAUCCAGUCAGAUUUCUUGGAUCCCGUCGCUUCAAAUCUUCUUCAUGUCCGCCCUUGGUCCCUUCAUUGGGUCGGUUUACGAUAGAUAUGGAAUUGGUCUCUUGAUCCCCGUUGGGUCAUUUCUGCACGUGUUUGGCCUGAUGAUGGCCUCUUUAUCAACCAAGUACUAUCAGUUCCUCCUGUCUCAGGGCAUCUGCAGCUCAAUCGGUGUUGCAUGCGUGUUCCUCUCCGCCCUGAGCACCAUAAGCGGCUGGUUCAGCAAACGUCGCGGGCUCGCAUUUGGCAUUCUAGCGACGGGCUCGAGUGUCGGCGGCGUCAUCUUCCCAAUCAUGGUGAGCAACCUCAUCCGCAAGGUUGGGUACGGCUGGGCAAUGCGUUCAGCGGCCUUCAUCAUCCUCGUUCUCCUCGUGGUUGCAAACUUGACCCUUAAGAUCCGCAAACGCCCCGUCAAAGCCAGCCUUUCGCGCCAAGCCAUGGCCGAGCCUUUCCGAGAGCCUGCCUUUCUGACGCUCCUUCUUGGACUCUUCCUCGUUCCGUUCGGCCUGUACAUCCCAAUCAACUAUAUGCCUGUAGCCGCUAUUGGUGCCGGUCUGGAUCAACAAAUGGCAACAAAUCUGGUAGCAUUUUAUAAUGCCGCAAGUGGAGUUGGCCGUCUUGGGUCUGGCUACAUAUCGGACAAAGCCGGCAAAUUCAACAUCUUCAUCAUCGCUUGCUACGUCUCAGGUAUCCUUAUUCUGGCCCUCUGGAUCCCAGCCAGCGGAGGGGUCGGAGUCAUUGUGUUCUCCGUCUUCUUCGGUUUAUUUUCCGGCGCCUAUAUCUCCCUGAUGGGUGCGCUCGUUGCACAAAUCUCGCCCCCGGAGCAGAUUGGCUACAGAAACGGCCUCACAUUCCUGAUUUCAGCGAUUGGCGGAUUGACCACGUCGCCCAUUGCCGGGGCGAUUCUCGAGAGCCCGACAGGAUGGACGGGAAUGAAGAUCUUUGCUGGUGUUUUGCUGCUAUCUGGUACCACGGGCAUUUUAUUCGCCAGAUUCCUCAAAACGGGCUUCAAACUGUCCGCUAUUUUCUAG